This is a messenger RNA of Lepisosteus oculatus (spotted gar), 2515 nucleotides long. RefSeq names its product poly A binding protein, cytoplasmic 1 b (gene pabpc1b). The record is from RefSeq and is a predicted model, not a curated record. Lineage: Eukaryota; Metazoa; Chordata; Actinopteri; Semionotiformes; Lepisosteidae. Gene Ontology annotation, molecular function: poly(U) RNA binding; mRNA 3'-UTR binding; poly(A) binding. Gene Ontology annotation, cellular component: cytosol; nucleus; ribonucleoprotein complex.
UUAAAAAAAAAAACAUCUCGUGUCAAGAGAACAUUUCGGGCCUUUUAAUAUUUUAAACUAGACGCCGCCACCACCCUCCUCCUCCUCCUCCUCCUCUCCCCUCGUUUCUCUCUUCGGGGAGUGCCUGCGCCGUUUCUUUUUGCCGCCGACUCCCCCCUUCUCGGCGUCCGCCACCGACCGAGGGCGAGGAAGAUGAACCCCAGCGCGCCCAGCUACCCGAUGGCCUCCCUGUACGUCGGCGACCUCCACCCGGAUGUGACCGAGGCCAUGCUGUACGAGAAGUUCAGCCCCGCCGGGCCCAUCCUGUCCAUCCGCGUCUGCCGGGACAUGAUCACCCGGCGCUCCCUCGGCUACGCUUAUGUGAAUUUCCAGCAGCCGGCCGACGCUGAGCGAGCCUUGGACACCAUGAACUUCGACGUGAUCAAGGGCAAGCCUGUUCGGAUCAUGUGGUCUCAGCGUGACCCUUCUCUGAGGAAGAGUGGGGUUGGCAACAUCUUCAUCAAGAACCUGGACAAGUCCAUCGAUAACAAAGCCCUUUACGACACCUUCUCGGCCUUUGGGAACAUCCUGUCCUGCAAGGUGGUGUGUGAUGAAAAUGGUUCAAAGGGCUAUGGGUUUGUUCACUUUGAGACCCAGGAGGCUGCUGAGAGAGCCAUCGAAAAGAUGAACGGCAUGUUGCUUAAUGACAGAAAAGUGUUUGUGGGGCGUUUUAAAUCCCGCAAGGAGCGCGAGGCCGAGCUUGGGGCCAGAGCUAAAGAGUUCACAAAUGUUUACAUCAAGAAUUUUGGAGAAGACAUGGAUGAUGAAAAGCUUAAAGAGAUCUUUGGGAAAUAUGGACCGGCCCUGAGCAUCAGAGUAAUGACCGACGACAGCGGGAAAUCAAAGGGCUUCGGCUUUGUGAGCUUUGAGAGGCACGAGGACGCACAAAAAGCUGUGGACGACAUGAACGGGAAGGAGAUCAACGGCAAGCAGAUCUACGUGCCGGGCCGGGCCCAGAAGAAGGUCGAGCGGCAGACGGAGCUGAAGCGCAAGUUCGAGCAGAUGAAGCAGGACCGCAUGACUCGCUACCAGGGAGUCAAUCUCUACGUGAAGAACCUGGAUGAUGGAAUUGACGACGAGCGGCUGCGCAAAGAGUUUUCCCCGUUCGGCACCAUUACAAGUGCGAAGGUCAUGAUGGAGGGCGGCCGCAGCAAGGGCUUCGGCUUCGUGUGCUUCUCCUCGCCGGAGGAGGCCACCAAGGCGGUGACGGAGAUGAACGGCAGGAUCGUGGCCACCAAGCCUCUGUACGUGGCGCUGGCUCAGCGCAAGGAGGAGCGCCAGGCUCACCUCACCAACCAGUACAUGCAGAGGAUGGCCAGCGUGAGAGCCGUGCCCAACCCCGUCAUCAACCCGUACCAGCCAGCCCCGCCCUCCGGCUACUUCAUGGCCGCCAUCCCGCCGACGCAGAACCGUGCUGCAUACUACCCCACCAGCCAGCUGGCACAGCUGAGACCCAGCCCUCGCUGGGCAACCCAGGGCGUGAGACCGCAGCAUUUCCAGAACAUGCCCAGUGCCAUCCGCCCUUCUGCCCCGAGGCCGCAGACCUUCAACGCGAUGAGACCGACGUCUUCCCAGGUGCCUCGCAUGAUGUCCACCGGACAGCGCGUCGCCACCCAGACCAUGGGCCCUCGCCCUGCCACUGCGGCGGCGGCCGCGGCAGCGACCCCAGGGGUGCGGGGCGUCCCCCAGUACAAGUAUGCUGCUGGAGUCCGCAACACUCAACAGCACUUGAACGCGCAGCCACAGGUGACCAUGCAGCAGCCUGCAGUGCACGUCCAAGGUCAGGAACCCUUGACAGCUUCCAUGCUGGCUGCUGCUCCUCCACAGGAGCAGAAGCAGAUGCUGGGUGAGCGUCUGUUCCCUCUCAUCCAGAACAUGCAUCCCAGCCUGGCAGGAAAGAUCACUGGCAUGCUCCUGGAGAUCGACAAUUCCGAGCUCCUGCACAUGCUGGAGUCUCCCGAGUCCCUGCGCUCCAAGGUUGAUGAAGCAGUGGCUGUGCUGCAGGCUCACCAGGCCAAAGAGGCUGCUCAGAAAUCUGUGACUAAUUCUGCUGGUGUUCCAAGUGUCUAAGCCAAGGUAUGGGGGACCUUGAAACUUGCUUCACCGAAUGGGAAAAAAAACUAAACAUUGAAAAAAGCCAAAACACACAAAACAUCGCAAAAAAAAUAAUAAAAUCUAUAAAAAAAGGAAAGGAAACCAGAUCAACCAAAGCCAGGUCUAGAAAAGCUAAUGCUAGGCCUAGAUAUAAAAAAAAUUGAAAAAAAUGAAAAAUUAAAAAUAAAAAAAUUAAUCGGGGGUUUGAAAAUUUAUUGCAAAACAGGAAACAGAUCAUUCCUUUCUUACUUUUUAUUCCUUUUACUGUGUGAAUGCCCAGAAUAUCAACACUGUUUUAGUUGGCAGUGAGAUUUGAUAGCUGAGCAUUGUGAAAAGUAAUGGAUUGAAAAAUGCUUGCUUUAAUAAAAUAUUAAAACAGUGA